GAUUUACCCCCACAUUUUUCCUCCCUUACAUUUAAUCCAGCUUGACAUCAUGGCACCCAUUACAGCCGGCUCUCGUGGGAUCAAUUUACCUUACUCCUCUCUAUUCAAUGUUACCUUGCGUGAUGAAUCGACGCGUGCAGUGAAGUCACGGCCGCCCGAUUACUUUUGGAAAAAAGCUACUGGUUCAACAACUUCUAAUGCAAUAUUACCGAGUGACGCCAAUCUGGAGGAAGAUAACGAGUGGUUUGAUUUUCGCGUACCAGCUCUUAGUGAUAGCGAUAGCGAUAGCCAGGACGUAACAACCAGGAAGCAACAAAGCACGCCCAUCAGAUCAAAUAGUAUUCUGCGCUUCACAAAGCUACGGCGAAUUGCCUUUAAGGCCUUCACGACGAAAUCACAUGAUACCAAUCGACCAAAGAAUACUGUGACAAGCACAGAAGUCAUUUUUCAACAAGGAAAGGCCGAAGAUUCCGGCCUAGGUAGCUCAAAUAACCCGAAGAGUAGAAAACGGAUCUCAAUAUUCAAAUCCCUUAGAUUCAAGUAUGGCGGUUCAACGAAACCGCGAGCGAAGAAGAUGGUUGCUGUUUUACAAAGUCGUAUCAGUGCUGACAGUCCUCUCGAGGAGCAGCCAAAAACGUGGGAUGAAUACUCUCGUCUCUAUGCUAGUGAGAGAAUCAAUAUCAUGAACCCACCCGUACCACCAUUUGAGGGAGACAUUGGGAAAAGUACCCCUUCCGUGUUUCAAGCCAGAUAUUUUGCGGCCCCGAUCCCGGCGAACGAACCAGUCCGACAACUAGUCAUGAAUCGUCUUGGUGUUUUUGGAGGGAAGCCGUACGAUGAAACGGAUGUUGGUGUAGCCAAAUGGAAGGAACGUGUUGAAUUCGGCAGUACAUUGAUGGAACAGGGAAAAGCUCCAUCAACUCUCGCAUCAUCUUGGCAGAAUCCUUAUUACUCUUUCAGAAAUAACCUUGGUAUGAACGUCACCAAUCAAGGACCCACGGGCGUUCAGGGUGGUCACAUACCUUCUGAGACGUUGGAACAACACCCUGUCCUUCGAAAGAUUGUUAACCAGUGCCGAGAGCUUUUUAGCGUCGCAUAUAGCUUAUUAUCUGUUGUAGAUGACGAUCGCUUCAUAUUUUUGGCUGAAUCUGGUUUGACUGAUGCUGGCUUUGGGGGAAUUCGGGACGUACCCCGAGAGAUAACGUUUUGUGGACACACUGUUCUCGGUGAUCGACAAGGUUGCACAAUUCUCGACGCUCGCAAGGAUUGGAGAUUUGAGAACAACCCAUCAGUGCAAAGUUUUGGACCACUUUUCUAUGCUGGGGUCCCUCUAAUGGCACCUAAUUUGGAUGGAAGUCAAGAAGCCGAAGAAAAUUCAUGUCCGAUAGGCUCUUUGUGCGUUGUGGAUUACGAACCUCGAGAGUCAUUUAGCGUUGAAGACCGCAGAAGGCUUCUAAACAUGGCGGAGUACGCGCGACGAGAAAUAGAAAAAUGGUUCGCAUGCAAGAUGAAGCAUAAAAGGAAUCAUCUGACCGCCAGUGAAGAAAUUUGGAAUCACGAAGUGAAAAGCGUUGUUGGCCCCACAAGCGACAGGCACGACUCACUUACGCCCUCCGACACUUUGACAGCCCGCAAGAGCAUUGCCUCAUCGUCCAAUCAAUCCAGUUUCAGAAGGUUGAGGGGAAUUAACUCCAUCUGUGAUCGUACCACUUCGCCAUCCUUGCACGCAAGCACGUCGUCCAAAGCCCCGGCUAAAAUCUCCGCGGGUCUUUUCGAAGACGUCGACGCGGUCUUGAAUCUAGAGGUGCGAAAGGUCAUGGACCUUGCGACCAAAUUAAUCGGAGAGACCUUGGAUCUUUCCCUGGUGUAUCUGACCGCUGUGCUACCUCCUCAAACACCAGAUGAGUCCGGUCGAACGCUGAUUAUUUCCGGUCACAAUAUUCCCAUACCAGUUCCAGUUUUCGACGCGAAUUUGCAUCUACGUGCAUUAAGAGAACCCGGAGGGGGUUUGCUUUACCAAAACCCGAGCAAUGCUGAAAAGUCUGCACUGCAGCCUAAAGGUUCUGGAGCGGUGGUCAAUAAUCUUCGACACAAUCCCUACGCGUCCGCGAUGAUAUUCGCGGUUGGCGCCGAAUCUUAUACUAACUCUGGUGGUUUCGUUUUGGCCGGGUAUACCGAUGAUCCUAAAAGAGUCUUUGGUGAAGAAGAUGUUUCUUUCAUGAAAAAAUUUGCCCAUGAGUUAUCUUCCCAUACCUCCAAAUUACUACUGUCAAAUUCGACAAAACACGGAAGAUUUUUCGGUCAUUGA
Messenger RNA from Puccinia graminis f. sp. tritici CRL 75-36-700-3, 2308 nucleotides. RefSeq lists its product as uncharacterized. NCBI's taxonomy places the organism in Eukaryota, Fungi, Basidiomycota, Pucciniomycetes, Pucciniales, Pucciniaceae. Bases 50 to 2308 code for a protein of 752 amino acids. Gene Ontology annotation, molecular function: protein binding. The record is from RefSeq and is a predicted model, not a curated record. The transcript has 4 exons.